Molecule: messenger RNA, 1411 nt
Organism: Pseudoliparis swirei
Lineage: Eukaryota; Metazoa; Chordata; Actinopteri; Perciformes; Liparidae
Exons: 2
Coding region: 272-1411 (379 amino acids)
Source: RefSeq, a predicted model, not a curated record
UGACUUUUUUAUUAUUUUUAAGCAUUCACCAAAUACAACAGGGUUCUCUCUUUUUGGAACAACACUAAUCAGGAGAGAGAACAGGUGGUGGUAUGAACAGUAAUGAAGGUAAACCUCAAUGUAUAAAUACAUGUCUUUAAUACUUUAAAAUAAAUAGAUAAGCUUAUGUUCAGGUGCUCCUUGAAGUCACAACAAACACCAGUACGCAACACGUGUUCUGUCUCUACGUGGUUCUGUCUCUACGUGUUCUGUCUCUACGUGUUCUGUCUCUAUGUGUUCUGUCUCUACGUGUUCUGUCUCUAUGUUCUGUCUCUACGUGUUCUGUCUCUACGUGGUUCUGUCUCUACGUGUUCUGUCUCUACGUGGUUCUGUCUCUACGUGUUCUAUCUCUAUGUUCUGUCUCUACGUGUUCUGUCUCUACAUGUUCUGUCUACGUGUUCUGUCUCUACGUGUUCUGUCUACGUGUUCUGUCUACGUGGUACUGUCUGUGUUCUGUCUCUGUGUUCUGUCUCUGUGUUCUGUCUCUACGUGUUCUGUCUCUAUGUUCUGUCUCUACGUUCUGUCUCUACGUUCUGUCUCUACGUGUUCUGUCUCUACGUGUUCUGUCUCUACGUGGUUCUGUCUCUACGUGUUCUAUCUCUAUGUUCUGUCUCUACGUGUUCUGUCUCUAUGUUCUGUCUCUACGUGGUUCUGUCUCUACGUGUUCUGUCUACGUGUUCUGUCUACGUGUUCUGUCUCUACGUGUUCUGUCUCUACGUGUUCUGUCUACGUGUUCUGUCUCUACGUGGUUCUGUCUCUGUGUUCUGUCUCUACGUGUUCUGUCUCUACGUUCUGUCUCUAUGUUCUGUCUCUACGUGUUAUGUCUCGACGUGUUCUGUCUCUACGUGGUUCUGUCUGUGUUCUGUCUCUACGUGGUUCUGUCUACGUGGUCUGUCUCUACGUGUUCUGUCUGUGUUCUGUCUCUACCUGGUUCUGUCUCUCUAUGUUCUGUCUCUACGUGGUUGUGUCUCUAUGUUCUGUCUCUACGUGGUUCUGUCUACGUGUUCUGUCUUUACGUGGUUCUGUCUCUACGUGUUCUGUCUCUGUGUUCUGUCUCUCUGUGUUCUGUCUCUACGUGUUCUGUCUCUAUGUUCUGUCUCUACAUGUUCUGUCUCUACGUGGUUCUGUCUACGUGGUUCUGUCUCUACGUGUUCUGUCUCUAUGUCUCGAUGUUCUGUCUCUAUGUCUCUAUGUUCUGUCUCUAUGUCUCUACGUUCUGUUUCUACGUGUUCUGUCUCUACGUGGUUCUGUCUCUAUGUUCUGUCUCUAUGUCUCUAUGUUCUGUCUCUACGUUCUGUCUCUACGUUCUGUCUCUACGUGGUUCUGUCUCUAUGUUCUGUCUCUACGUUCUGUCUCUACGUGGUUCUCCUGA